Messenger RNA from Naumovozyma dairenensis CBS 421, 423 nucleotides. RefSeq names its product mitochondrial 54S ribosomal protein mL43 (gene MRPL51). The coding region runs from base 1 to 423 and encodes 140 amino acids. Gene Ontology annotation, molecular function: structural constituent of ribosome. The record is from RefSeq and is a predicted model, not a curated record. Lineage: Eukaryota; Fungi; Ascomycota; Saccharomycetes; Saccharomycetales; Saccharomycetaceae. Gene Ontology annotation, biological process: mitochondrial translation. The transcript has a single exon. Gene Ontology annotation, cellular component: mitochondrial large ribosomal subunit.
AUGGUUGUCAAAGCUAUACCUCGUGUUUCGAUAGCACGUAAUGGUGUAGGAGCAUUUAUUUUCCCCUGUAAGAAGAUCACAUUACAAUAUUGUAAUUGGGGAGGAUCAUCCCAAGGUAUGAGAGAUUUCUUAAUGUCCAAAAGAUUGGAUAAAUUAGCGAAACAAUAUCCAUUUAUUCAAUUCCAUGUGAUGAAGAAAUCUGGACAUCCAAUCUUGAGAGCAGAAUAUAAUAAUAAUCGAGAGAAAGUCAUUUGUGUGAGGAAUUUAAACAUUGACAAUGUAGAGAAUAAGUUGAAAUUGUUGAAGGAUUCAAGUGGAGAUGUCUUACGUAAAAGAACUAAGAAUGAUAAUGUGGAGACUUUAAAUAAUAGUGUUAGAGGUGUAUGGUCGCCUAUCCAUGCAGCUACGAGACAUAGAAUUUAG